This is a messenger RNA of Phaedon cochleariae (mustard beetle), 2280 nucleotides long. Lineage: Eukaryota; Metazoa; Arthropoda; Insecta; Coleoptera; Chrysomelidae. The record is from the annotation of a GenBank genome assembly.
AUGAAGGAGAAUAUAAGUGUGAAGGUUGUCGAGAGAGCGAAUACUGCUUUGCAAGGAUCUCCUCAGACUCAGAGUAUUGCUAAAAUAACGAUAGAAAGCAUCAAUUUGAAAGUGCCACAUCUCACACCCAACGAUGACAUAAAGUUGCAGUUGUUGACACGUAUCAAAGCAGAUGAGUCUAUGAUGAUACCGUUUCGCCGAUGGGAAUUGCACGAGCUACCAGCACUCACACAAGGAUCUACCAUAGAAAUCUGGUCCGUCAAGACAUGUUCUGCAUUGGACAGUCCAAGAUAUGUUAUAGUAUUUUUCCAAACGAAAAAAGCCGAUAAUUUGCAUGAAGACGUCACCUUGUUCGAUAAUGCCAACAUCAAAUCCAUACGAUUGGCUCUGAAUAGCGACUAUUAUCCGCAAGAACGAAUGCUAUUGGACUUUUCCCGAGACCAAUAUGCCGACGCCCACUUCAACUAUACAGAGUUCAACAAGAGCUACCAUAACUGUCAAGAAAAGCGCUCUCUAGUAAACUUUGCCGAAUUCAAAUCCCGACCAAUGUUUGUUAUCGAUUGCUCGAGGCGCCAUCUGGGUCUAAAGUCGUCCACAGUUGACAUAAACUUACAAUUGGAGGUGUUUGAUGAACCAAUUUUCGAUCAUUCACUAAUUAGCCUACAUGAGCAUACAUACAAACCAUAUGGUUCACCAUCAUUCAAGAAUUCUGAUGAAAUCAGGAUAGCUGUCAACUUUCAAGAUUUGAUACUCGAUAUUUCUGAUAGCUACAUAUAUAUUGAGGGGAAAUUCACACCAGAUGAUGCAACGAAAUCCUGCUAUCUAUCUAACAAUACCUUAGCCUUCCUCUUCGAUGAAAUUCGUUAUGAAAUGGGUGGCGAACAAGUAUGUAUGAUUCGAAAACCAGGCAUUACUACCACAAUGAAGAGCAUGAUCUCUUAUGGAGAUUCUAACGCUAAAUUUCUUGAAACAGUCGGAUGGGGAAUUGAUAGCGAAAAUCAGCCAAUUCUAGACAAAUCUAGCCACAUAUUCAGUGGAAAACUACCGCUAAAAUAUUUAAUGGGGUUCGCUGAGGAUUAUAAUAAAGGUAUAUUGAAUGUGAAACAGGAGCUGAUACUCAUCAUAGCUCGAUCAUUCAAAAACUGCUAUAUAGGAGAAGUUGAUGCCAGUGUGGAGAUUAACAAAAUCGAAUGGAAGAUAGGACAUAUUAUGCCAUCGGAUAAGCAGAGGUUGAAAUUACUGAACCGUCUCAAUAAAAGUUCUACAGCAAAAGUGAAAAUUGCAUACAGGAUGUGGGAUCUGUAUGAAUUACCGUCAAUUCGUGAAACAUCUUCAGACAUUUGGGCUGUUAAAACCACCAAUAGUCUCGAGCGACCAAGGUACAUUAUCAUAGGCUUCCAAAAUUCUGGUAACACAGAUAAUAGAUCCAAGGAUACCACCCAAUUCAUUCAUGCGGGAGUCAACAAUAUUCGACUGUAUUUGAAUUCGGAAGUUUACCCUUAUGAACGGUGGAAUUUGGAUUUUGGAAAAAAGUUAGAUGCUGUAGCCUAUUAUGCAUACGAUAAUUUCCAACGAAGCUAUUAUGGUAAAGACAUGAGCGAACCAAUGAUGAGUAUUGAGGAGUUUAGAAAAAAUCCGUUAUUCAUCAUAGACUGCAGCCAUCAACCGGACACAUUGAAAUCUUCAACUGUCGAUAUCAAGUUGGAGUUUGAGACACGCCAAUCAAAAUUUCCAUCUAAUACCAAGGCGUAUUAUGUCCCAGCAGUAAUAUUAGUACAGACUGUUCGUUUUUGUUUCAGAAAACGUUUGAAUGAAAAACAACUAAAUGUCCUAGCUGAAAAUUUAUCAGAUGUGGAGUCACUUGAGGAUCCAUUCCAAGAUAGCGGUUCCGAGUAUAUUGAAUCGGAGCCCGACUCAGACAGUGAGUCAGAUAUUGAAAGACCCAGAAAAUUUCGAAUUCUCGAAAAAACUAAUGCCAGAAAACCGGAUGAUUUAUAUUACUCCAGCUCUUCCGAGAGUAAUGAGAAUGAUAUAACUGAGUUUGCCGGGAAGACCGUCUCCAUGGCAACUGACGGGCUAACAAGAGAAAGAGAGAGAGGAGGAGGGCGGCUGUGCUCAGGGGGCAGGAGGGGCCAGGGGGAACGAACUUUAAGUUUACAAUCAGGCCCGGAAACAAGCGAGUCUCAGACAACUCCGAAGUCAGCAAUCAGAGUCCUGCUUACAAAGGAGAGAUGCUUCCGGAUUAUGAGAUUUCGUCAGGCUGUUUGGCAAUUAUUAUAA